Molecule: messenger RNA, 3410 nt
Organism: Hipposideros armiger (great roundleaf bat)
Lineage: Eukaryota; Metazoa; Chordata; Mammalia; Chiroptera; Hipposideridae
Gene: SH3BGRL2
Product: SH3 domain binding glutamate rich protein like 2
Exons: 4
Coding region: 215-538 (107 amino acids)
Cellular component (GO): cytoplasm
Source: RefSeq, a predicted model, not a curated record
CUCUCCUCCCCUCCCCUCCCUCGGCCGGCGGCCGGGAGGCGCUGAGCUUUUUAGCUGCGGCGGACCCGGCGGGAGGGAUCCAGAUCUCCGCGAUCUUACCCGAAGGGAGCGCUGUGCCCGGUGGCAGCCACAGUUCUCAGCCGAGUUCUGCCUCCGCGUCCGCGCCAGCCCAGAGUCCGCAGGAGCAGACGGUGCGUCCCGGCGCGGCAAGAGGAUGGUCAUCCGCGUGUUCAUCGCCUCCUCCUCGGGCUUCGUGGCGAUAAAGAAGAAGCAGCAAGAUGUGGUUAGAUUUCUGGAAGCUAACAAGAUAGAGUUUGAGGAGGUGGAUAUCACAAUGUCAGAAGAACAGAGGCAAUGGAUGUACAAAAACAUCCCCCCGGAAAAGAAGCCUGCUCAGGGCAACCCUCUGCCACCUCAGAUAUUUAAUGAUGACCGCUACUGUGGCGAUUAUGACAGUUUUUUUGAAUCAAAGGAAAGCAACACAGUCUUUUCAUUCUUAGGCCUGAAAUCACGUUUGGCAUCAAAGGCAGAACCUUAGGGAAGACGAGUGGAAGGUGACGGAGAUGCAUUUUGGAGCGCCCCCUGGUACUCAGCACACACCUGCUUACCUAAUGCAUCACUGUGACAAAAGCCACGUGCAUCAUCAGUAACUUUGCUUGCAUUGGAAAAGGUGUUUUUGGAAGACGUGGGUAUAAUGGGGGGAUUGCAUGAUUGCUUUAAACCAAAUCAGAACUGUGGUGGGUUUUUUCUUAUUUUCGGAAUUGCCUGCAGUUGCCUCACUCACCUGGAGGUGGUGUAACCUGUUACAGGUGUGCUUCCUUAAUGACUGAAAAAUAAGUGGGUAGCGCCAUCAGAGACAAAAUGUUGAGUCUGCCCUAGGUUGUAGUUGGUGCCAGUAUUGCUCAGACCUGCUUCUCUUUAAGCUGCCUAGAUUGUAUCCUUAAACUUAGUCUGCCAGGCUGUUAGAAUGUUUUGAUCAGAAAGAAAAAAAAAAAAGAAAGAAAUGGCUGAUUGACAAAGGGAUGAAGAUUUUUGCUGCAGAAUCACAAAUGUCACUAUUCCAGUGCUUCAUCAUAACACCUAUAGAAAAGGUUGGAUGUUCUAGCCUCCUUUUGGUAAUGUAAAUUGUUACCCCCAUAAACCCUCCAGGCUCCUACAGAUGUUUCCAAAAGUCACUAUUGCAACAAUGUGUGAUUAGAACCAAGUUACAGGGAUGGAAGUUAAUUGUUAUUUUGGAAAAUAAAUGCUUCUUUAUGUAUUACAAGAGGAAAGUUUCAACUAAAUGCAUAAGACUGCUUAAAAGAUAUAUUUUAAGAAGUGCACUAAUUAGAUAGUAAAUUCAUAGGAAAAUUAUCUGACCCAUACAUAUCCAGAGGCAUUUUAGCUCUAGCAACUCGUUAUGCAUAAGUGCACAUAUAUUUUUAAAUGCAGUUCCCCUAACUAAUAGCUGCUUAUUCUAUUUUGUGAAGGGAUUAUAUUUUUUUGAGAAAGGAAGAUCUUGGUUAGACAUAUUUUGUGAACCCUUGAUGAGGCAUAUUAAAAGAUACUAAUAUUACUGUACAAUUUUGUUUUCCUGUGUUACGGUUCAUUGGUCCUCUUACUUUGCUGGUUCAUAUUUCUGGCCAAUGCACAGAUUUUUCAGAGUCAUGUAGAUACAUGUUCUCAUUCCAUAUAUGAGCCCCGUAAGUUUUCAGAGCAGCAUAGAGAUUUUAGUUGCCAAACAUGGGAACAGUUUUGAAUAGGAUAAACUAUCAGAGGGCUGCCUAAAAUAUUCUGCGAUCCUCAGCAUCCCGAUGCUGGACCUGCUGUUGAGAUUCUGAGCAGGAAGUUUGUAAGAAAUGUAAAAAACAGAAGAAUUAAAGCCCUGUCACAUGGGUCCUCUCACCCUCCAACUUGCUAAAUGUGGACUAUUCUAAAGAACUCUUUAGAAUGAAUGCUAAAACUGAAAUCCCAGCCUGAGAUUUGCAGUCCAGGACUACAACCGGAAGAAAAGCCACAGACUUCUAACUGACUGGAACAGAUACACGCUCCACAAUUUUCUCGCCAAGGAAAGCUAUUAUGAAAUCAUGGGUAUUACUGCUUAGUUGGCAUUAAGUAAUAUGCAAGUCACAUUGCAUUAGAUAAAUCCCAGGGACUAUCCAGGAAUAUUUUUUUUUCCUAAACUGGAUAUUGUGUUUGAGUAUGUGUGUCUUCUGAUAAGACUUAGAGUUUCUUUUUAAGAUACAACAAUUUAAAAGUUUAAUAUUAUAAUCUAACUUAUAUUUAGUCUACUCUUGCCAGUGGGCACCAAGGACAAACUUGGAAAGAUAGAGGCUUUGCAAGAUAAAUUCUGGGGUGGUAGGAUCCACACCAUUCUUGCUAGACAAAGAAAGCAACUCGGAUUUGUCUGAAAACUUUUGAAUUACUAUGGUUAUAGGCGGCCCAGUAUGAUUCUCCUAAACUGACUAAAUAGGAGUGCUCACUUACGUAACAGUUACACAUCAUCUCCGCCCAGCCCCACUUUUUUUUGUUUGUAUGUUUUUGAUCAGCACAACCAAAUGGUGCCGGACUCGCUAUGAGUGACCUAGAAGCACAGGGUGUGUGGCAUUAACGUGGUGCCUGGGGUCUGCAGAGUACUGAGGGAUUGCCCUCUGGGACCACACUGUGUUCGGAGAAUAUUUUGUCCUUGCUUAUACUAUUUUGCCAGCUGAGUUCCAAACAUGUAAUGACUUUCUUAUUCCCUUUAACUAGCUGCCUUUAGACGGGGAUAAUCACAGUCUUCAAAGCCUAGGAAAGAAGUGAAUGGGAAUUGCAGGCACAAAUAUAAUAUCAAAGGGCAUUUCAAGACAGAAUUUUUAUUUCCUGUAGUAGGCUUGUUGUGGCAAAGGAAAUGUGCUGCUAAAAAUCAAAGUAUGCCAUUUUCAAAUUGGAUAAAAUACAGAGUGCCAUCCUGCUAGGUAUAUGCAGACCAAGAGGAAAUUUAGUUGGGGAAAUAAUUGUUUUUCCAAAUUCUGGUGUUCUCUUAAAAUCAAAGAGGAGAAAAGGAAGAUUUUUUUUUCUCUCAGACCUUAAUAUAUUUUAGAUUUGUUUCUUUUUUAUAGAUUUAUUCAAUACCUGCAUAUGGAUGUUUUUAUAUUACAUGAAUUCAAUAAUGAACUAAACUUAUUUUUGUCCUUUGUUAUUGAAAGGUACCAAAGCCUCUUUCUGUUUUGUUUGUUUUGUUCUGUUUUGUUUCAUUUGAUUUUGCUACAUAGGGUUUUGCUUUUUCUAGAAAUGCUUUUCAUUUAACAGCUUUUCUUAAGUAUCAGGGCCCACUUUGAUCUGCAUAAUUAUUGUUUUUAGAUUUCAGUUUGUAUGCAUUUGUCUCUAAGGGCAUUGGUGAAAUCUCAGAUUUUAUAUUCAUUAAAGAGGAAUAAAUUCCAGAAAACGCA